Messenger RNA from Diabrotica virgifera virgifera (western corn rootworm), 6468 nucleotides. RefSeq names its product cGMP-dependent protein kinase, isozyme 1. The record is from RefSeq and is a predicted model, not a curated record. Gene Ontology annotation, biological process: protein phosphorylation. The coding region runs from base 183 to 2090 and encodes 635 amino acids. The transcript is spliced from 5 exons. Lineage: Eukaryota; Metazoa; Arthropoda; Insecta; Coleoptera; Chrysomelidae. Gene Ontology annotation, molecular function: ATP binding; cGMP-dependent protein kinase activity.
AUCUGAUAAACAUUAUUGAUAAUAUUUCAAUUUUAUCAAUUUUAUUAAUUUUAAUAAAAACAAGUGAGCUCUAUCAAAGGCUCGACACCAAAUAAUUUCUAGAAAAUAUAUGGCAGUAUUUUGAGUGUUGAUAGUUUAGUGAAAACAGUGAUAAUACAACAAACAGUGCAUGCAGGGAAAAUAUGUUGUUCUGUAGGGUGAAACGAGAACGAGGUACGAGUGUGUUAAACGAAGACACAUACGAUGACGAAAUCGAUGAAAAGAGGCGAUCGGGGAUUAUUUCGAAAUCCAUCGGCACGGCCACGUAUGAAGUGGAAACAGCUGAUGUAAAAACUUAUCCGAAAACUAAAGAGGAAGAAAAUCAGAUUAGAGCUGCAUUGGAACAAAACGAAUUCCUAUCAAAUGUACUCAAAAAUGACCGGUACCAAAGGUUUAUCGACUGCAUGUAUAACGAAAAGGUGCCUUUAGGGGAAGAGCUCAUUAAAGAAGGUGAUUUUGGAGCUCACGUGUAUAUUUCACGUACAGGUACAUAUGACAUAUUGAUCCAAAACCAAAGCAUAACUACAUUCAAAGACGUCAGAGUAUUUGGAGAGCUGGCAAUCCUUUAUUCAGCCAAACGCCAUGCCUCUAUCAGAGCAGUCGAUAAUAACUGCUCCGUGUGGGCAUUAGAUUGCAAGACCUUUAAGAUACUCAGCAUUAAAACUGCUUUAGAGGAACAAGAAGAAAUUGCGUCUUUUCUGCAAAACGUACCUGAAUUAGGCACUGCUCCCAUUGAAAAGUUGUACCAAGUGGCGAAUCUCUUAGAGUUAGAAUUUUUUAAAAGUGGUACUGAAAUUGUUAAACAGUGUGAGUUAGGAAAUAAGUUUUAUAUUAUACGAGCUGGGACAGUUACUGUAGAAAAGGAUAAUGAAAAAGUAACAGAGUUGUCUAGGGGAAGAUACUUCGGAGAAGUAGCUCUCCUGAAGGAUGAAUUUAGACAAGCCACAGUAAGAGCUGAUCCUCCCGGUGUUGAAUGUUUAACCUUAACCAGGGAACACUUUAUAGAGCAUUUCGGCAAUAUUCAUGAGUUCGUAAGACUGAAGAGUGAAGCUUACACAGCAACAGAGAAAUUAUCAGACAUUCCAAAUAUAAAUUUGGACGAAUUCAACGUUAUACAAACGUUAGGGCUAGGAGCGUAUGGAAGAGUACAGUUGAUUCAACAUAAUCGACAGAAAAAUCUGGUCUUUGCCCUAAAGUAUAUCAAAAAAUCCGAAAUUCGAAAGAAAACACACCAAGAUCAAGUGUAUAAUGAGAAAAAUUUGCACACUUCUUGCAAUUCUCCUUUUAUAACUAGAAUGUACAGAAGCUUCAAAACUAGCAAAUAUAUUUAUUUUAUUUUGGAGGUCGGAUUAGGAGGCGAUCUUUGGAGUUUGUUACAUUCCCAGAAAUUAAAGAGGUUCGAUGAAGACAAAGCCAAGUUUUAUGCAGGUUGUGUUUUGGAAGGCCUAAGCUAUCUCCACGCCCUUGGAAUAGUUUACAGGGAUUUAAAACCAGAAAAUAUCAUUGUGCAUCAUAAUGGAUAUCUCAAGUUAGCUGACUUGGGUUUUGCCAAAAAAACUGAUGCUAAAGAGAAGACAUUUACUUUUGUAGGUACCGCGGAAUACGUAGCCCCAGAGAUAAUCCUCAGCAAAGGCUACAACAGAGCUGUGGACUACUGGGCCUAUGGCGUAUUCGUUUACGAACUUCUUGUAGGUAAAACACCUUUCAGAACCAAUGAUCCCGGUCAUAUGAAUACUUACAAGCUGAUUCUGAAAGGGAUAGAGUUUGUACUUUUUCCAGAGUACGUAUCAGGAACUGCUAAGAAUCUUAUAAAAAAGCUUUGUACGCAAUCGGUUUCAGACAGGUUGGGUUGCCAGAAGUCUGGAAUUCAGGCCAUCAAAAAGCAUCUGUGGUUCGGUAGCUUGGACUGGAACAAACUUUGUCGUCUCGAGGUGGAGCCUCCAUAUAGGCCAACGUUAAACGACAAUGUUGACACAAGGUACUUUGAGAAGUUCCCGGAUGACAAAGAUGUACCUCCAGAUGAUUUUUCUGAUUGGGACAAAGACUUAUAAUAAAAUUGUAUAAAAUUAGACAAAUAUUAAAAUACAAAAUUAUAAAAGACAAAUAAUAAAAUUGUAUUAUAGGGCAGUCAAUGAGGUUAUUUGACCGAAUUCCAUCCUACUACAUCGAUUUACUUGAUAUUUUCACAAUAAGUAGAGAAUAGCUCAAGAAAAAAAGUCUACCCUAUGUGGAUGUGCGCUUUUAUCUUAGGGGUGGUUCCCACUCCUUCUCGGGGGUGUAAAAUUUUUUGGUUGAAAUAACUACGGAAGUGACUAGAGAUCCUAAUUCUAAGCAAAAACUGUUCAAUAAUUUUUUUUUGAAAACUCAAUAAUUUUUGAGUUAUUCGUGGUUGAAAAUUGGCUGUUUUCAUUGAAAAAUGACACUUUUUCUGGCGGUUUUUUGCGAAUACCUAAAAAUCUAUGCAUCUAACGAAAAAAACUAUACAAAACAUUUUUGUAGCUUAUAAAAAACAAAGAGAUUCCUUCCUUCAUAUAUCUUCUAGUUAUAUUACAAAAAGAGAUAUGGUAGGUGAGAAGAGUUUGUUUUUUUGGUGCAUACUGAAAUCGGUGUAAGUAUUCAACUUGAAAUAAAAGAAAAACGGUCGAUUUUAGUUGUAUGUAUAAUGCUACGAAUACCUUUUGUAGUGAUUGAAAAAGACCUUUAGAAUGAGCCACAUUAAAUGUCGAUUACAUUCAAAGUAAGCAAAAAUUGAUGACUAAUGGAAUUAAAAAAAAAUGUGAAGUACAUUUAACCAGUCAUCCAUCAGAAUUUAAAUGCAUCGUUUCCUUCUAUAAUACUUUUUAUUAUAGUGUUAUUUCUAUGUUAAAAAAGUUGGACGGGUUUAAAAUGGAUAGUUUAAAAAAAAAAUAAGAUCAAAUUAUAGAGCGCAUUUUUAAAAUUUUUUAAGAAUCUUCCUUUUUCUCCAUGUAACUCGAAAAUGAUACGGGAUACGAAAAAAAGGUACCACACAAAAAUGUAGGAUUUUGUUGAGUAAAAAUUUUGUUUUGUUUCAUUAUUGUAUUUCUUAUCAUUUUGAAGUUACAUGUAGAAAAAGAAGAUUUUUAAGGAAAUCUAAAAAUGCGCUCUAUAAAUUGAUCUUAUUUUUUUUCAAAAACCAUUCAUUUUAAACCCGUCCAACUUUUUGAACCCUAUAAUAAAAGGUAUUGUAGAACUAAAAGGAUGCAUUAAAAUUCUGGUGGAUGAGAGCUUAAAUAUACUUCUCAUUUUUUCUUAAAAUACAUUAAUCAUCAAUUUUUUGCAGUAUAUCUCGCUUAGUUUGAAUGCAAUAUACAUUGAGUAUUGCUCAUUUUAAAGAUCUUUUUAAAACUACAAAAGGUGUUGGUAACAUUAUACACCUAAAAUCGACCGUUUGUCUGUUACUUCAAGUUAAAUACAACGAUUUGAGCAUGCACCAAAAAAAAACAAACUAUUUUCACCUACCAUAUCUCUUUUUAUAUUAUAACUAGAAGAUUUAUGAAGGAACUAGUGUCUUUAAUUUUUUAUAAGCUACAAAAAUGUUUUAUAUACAUAGUUUUUUUAGUUAGAUGCAUAGUUUUUAAGAUAUUUGCAAAAAACCGUUCGAAAAAGUUUCAACAAAAUGGCCAAUUUUCAACUACGAAUAACUCAAAAAAUUUUGAGUUUUCAAAAAAAAAUUAUAGAACAGUUUUUGCUUACAAUUAAGUUCUCUAGCAACUUCCGUAGUUAUUUUAACCAAGAAAUUUUUUACUCCCGAGAAGGGGUGGGAACCACCCCCAAGAUAAAAGCACACAUCGGCAUAGGGUAGACCUUGAAUUAGGAGAUAAGUAGAGGCUAUCCCCAAAAUUUCAUUAAAAUCCAUGCUUCUUCUUCUUAAGGUGCCGAGACCGUUUGUCGAUCGUUGGCUCUCAUGUUGCCCAGCAUAUUAACAAUCAUUGUCUUAUUUACAGCCGCACGAAAUAGUUCAGUGCUAGUUUUCCCAAACCAUUGGCGUAGGUUUUUAAGCCAAGAAGUUGUACGGCGGCCCACACUUCUUUUUCCCAUUAUUUUACCUUGCAUGACAAGGUGAAGUAUGUCAUAUUUUUCUGGGUGACGCAUUAUAUGACCAGAGUAUUCCAAUUUGCGCCUUUUAACCGUGUUCACUACUUCGCAACUUUUAUUCAAACGUUGCAAAACCCUUUCGUUUGUGACUCUUUCUACCCAACUGAUCUUCAGAAUACGGCGGUAGACCCACAUCUCAAAUGCUUCUAGGUUUUUUAAAAGCGAUUCUGUCAGGGUCCAUGCUUCAACCCCGUAAAGUAGUACUGGGAAUAUAUAACAUCGAACCAUUCUUAUGCGAAGUUCCAAAUUUAGAUCAUGACUGCACAGGAUUUUCUUAAAUUUCAUAAAACUUGUUCUUGCUUUGGCAAUUCUACUUUUUAUUUCUGUACUAGGCUUUCCAGCUUUCAUUAAUAUGAGUACCCAGAUAUACAAUAUUACUUACUCGUUCAAUUGAGUCAUUACCGAUUGUUACGUUAUAGUUAUUAUUAUUUACGGCUGCCUGUUUACUAAUAACCAUAAACUUUGUUUUUCUUGCGUUGAGUUUGAGUCCAUAUGUCGCGCAAAAUGCCACCAUUCGGUUCAAUAACGCUUGAAGAUGUUCAAUUGAUCCUGUCAGUAACAAGGUGUCAUCUGCGUAUCUGAUAUUGUUCAUAAGCAUACCAUUAAUCAGUAUUCCCUCUUUUGCGUUUUACAACACUUCAAUUAAGAUUGUUUCAGAGUAAAGAUUAAACAACAUUGGUGACAAUAUACAGCCUUGUCGAAAAUCCAUGCAGUAGGAUAGAAUUCGGAGGUAAUAUCCUAUUUUUGCUCCCAUUUACUGGCAUAUUACUAUAUGUUUUAAAUUAUAAUAGAAAAACUAAACCAUUGGAAACAAUGUUUUCAUCAUUUGUCUUAAAUAUGUAUGAAUUUAAGGGCGUAGGCGCAAAAUCUUGGUUUAAAUGCAUUAAUUUUUUUCGAAUUCUGAGAAAACUAAUAAAUCUUUUUAAAAAAUUUAAACGCAGAAUGAAAGAUUACAUUAUUACUGAGGGCCGAAAGUCUCUUAGAAUAAACAAAAAGUUUCUUUUGAAUGAAAUAUUCACACUAAAUUUUCUCUUUUUUUUUGACCCCUGUAACUUAUUAAAAUAAACAUUAUAGAAGUUUUCAGGGACUAUCUGCCCUCGGUAAUAAUGCAAUCUUUCAUUCUGCAUUUAAAUUUUUCGUUCAAAAAUACCUAUUAGUUUUCUCAGGAUUCGAAAAAAAUGAAUGCAUUUACAUAGCAUUGGACCAAGAUUUUGCGCCUACCCUCUUAAGAUGUUGAUCUUAGAACGUUCCAUAAAUACUCGAUGUUGUUGAGAUCAGAACUGUUGGGUGACCUUGGAAAGUCUGCUCCAUCUACUUUAGAAAACUUUAGAAUACAACAGCACAUCUUGAAAUAUUAUCUUGAAUUACGACAGGACGUGGACGGCAUGUGCCGUAGAACAAUAGACGACGCACGUCCCCGUUAUCGCUCCGUUCCGAUGUACUGUAAAUUAGCUAAUGAUUUUCAUAUGACAUGAUUCUUCAACGAGCCGUCCACGUUCCGUCGUAAGAUAAAUCAGCCUUAAAUCGUACUUUUCAGAUCUUCGAUAAUCUUACUUUCAUUCCUUUCGAUAUGAUUUUCAAAUAUUGUUGAUACCUUAAAUUGUUUCCAGGAGCUAUAGGUCUGGAUCCCGCGUACCAAAAAAAAGUUGAUUAAUAGCAAGCUGAAAAUUUGUUAAUAGCUUAAGAGUGUCCAGUCGGACAAACUUUGAUAAAUUGGAACACUGGAAAGGGGAGUUUUAAUUGUGGAACAGGUUAAAAAUUUGGAACGUCAGACUACGAAAAUGUCAGAUGUAUUUUGUCCGACAGAACUUCCAAUUAAUUUGUUACCCUUUCAUUAAACUCGCAUGCAAAAAUCAGACUGCUAUUACUAAACAACAUGAUUCCUGUCAUUUGACAUGUUCUUCGUGUUCCACUCAUUAAAAUGCCCAGUUGGUGAUAAACACCAGCCAGAUUUUUGCACGAGAGUUGAAUGAAAGUGCAACAAAUCAAUUGGAAGUUCUGUCCGACAAAAUACAUCUAACGUUUUCGUAGUCUGACGUUCCAAAUUUUUAACCUGUUCCACCAUUAAAAUUUCCUCAGUUCCAGUGUUCUUGUAUAUCAAAGUUUGUCCGACUAGACACCGUUAAGCUAUUAACAAAUUUUCUGCUUGCUAUUAAUCAACUUUUUUUUCUUAUGCGGGAUCCAGACCUAUUAGUACCUUUUUUAAAAUAGUUUUAAUUAGAGGAAUUUUUAGAAAAAAAUAUAAACAUUGUGUAUUUUCAUAAGUAUUUAAGUUAUUCUUGUAAAUAUAUAAUAAAAAAUACGUUAAGACUA